GUGUCUGACGCCGACGGACCUACGGCAUCACGGAUAGCUUUUGGCCCGUUGCCGCCCUUCCUUCGUUUGCUGGGUCUAGCUUUGUUUUUUUUUUUUUCUGAGUUUUUGGGAGGAGGACAAGUGCAAGAUUAAAACCCAAGCCCGUUCCCUUCCUUCUCCCUCCCGACUCUCUACUCUUCUCGGGAUUUCUCUUUGUGGCUUUUUUUCAAUUUACAUUUUUGGCGGGGUUGGUUGUAUCACCACCGACGAAAACACUCACUCAGGAUCAAUCGAGUCGCAUUUGAUCUUGCAUAUCAUUUUGUACAACCCGAUAUUCAGGUCGAGGUCGCCAGUCCCGACACCACAUUCCGUCUCCACCAAUCCUCCGGGCCGGCGCCGAUUGCUUUCUCGUCUCCACCUCUCCGUUCCGGGGCCCCGAUUCAACCCCGAUGUACACUACGGGAUCACCACUUCUAUAAUAAUCCAUCGCAAUCGAACAACCCACACAAUGUCUACAACAGCCCCGGCCGGCCUACCGGCCUCCACACCCCAAUUCCAUCCGGGGUACGACACCUGCACCAAAGUGACGGCCAUCUGCCGCGUCGAAUACACCACCCUCGGUUACUACCCCAACCAAGGCGUCAACAUCUUUUUGGCCAUCGGCUUCGGUUUGUGUGCCAUUAUAACGCUUGCCACGGGUAUCUGGAAGCGAACGUGGGGCUACUCUAUCGCCAUCACAGCGGGGUGUAUUUUGGAGUGUGCUGGCUACGCAUCCCGCGCCCUCCUCUCCCUCAACCCCUGGAACGGCUCCGCAUUCAAGACCCAAAUCGUCUCCAUCAUCCUCGGCCCCACCCUCAUCUGCAUCGGCCUCUACCUAACCCUCAAACACAUCAUCGCCUCUUUGUCUCCAUCCUUAUCCCCCUUCCGCCCGCGCUUUUAUCCUCUCUUCUUCGUCCCCGCCGACGUUUCUUGCUUGGUAAUCCAAGCCAUAGGCGGAGGCAUCGCCGCCUCGGCCGGCAAAGAUAACUACACUCUUCUGCAACACGGUAACCGCGUCAUUAUAGCCGGUAUCGUCCUCCAAGUCGUCGUGCUGGGGGCAUUCGGGGGUCUAUCUAGUAUUUUUCUGCUUCGUGCCAAAAAGUACUUUGGUAGUUUGUCCGAGACAACCAUGGAAAAACAGACGUGGCAAGAUAAGAAAACGAGAAUGUUUCUCUGGGCCAUGGCGGGCGGGUACGCGACGUUGUUGAUUCGGUGCAUUUAUCGGAUUGCGGAGAUGGCGGGCGGCUGGGGAAACGAGAUCAUGCAGGAUGAGCCGAGUUUUGUGGUGCUGGAGAGUUUCAUGGUGUUGAUUGCUUGUGUGCUGUUUACGGCGUUUGCGCCGGGCGUGUGGUUUCCGUGGAUGAGUCAUUCCGAAAAGGUGAAUCCUGGGUUGAGGGCGGAGAGGGAAAGAGGGGUUGGUCAGGAGAUGGGGGAGACGAGUUCGGGAAAUGAAAAGGUUGUUUCUGUGUAAGAGGGAAGGGACUCAGUGGUGAUGAUGGGGAUGGGACGACAAUGGAUGGAUGAUGUGUUGGAUGCCUUGAGAUGGUUGAUUUUUCUUUCCAGGUUAUAGAUGGGAUAUCACUGAAGCGUUUACUAUUUGUUUGAUGCAUGCAGUACCGGACAUUAGUGAGAGCAGUUCUUCUAUGGACCAGUCAGCUCGAGACACGAGAGCUUGUAGCAGAAUCAACUGGAUGACCAUCAUAGUUCAUCAAUCCCAUAGCAUCAUGAAUUCAAGU
Molecule: messenger RNA, 1754 nt
Organism: Neurospora hispaniola
Lineage: Eukaryota; Fungi; Ascomycota; Sordariomycetes; Sordariales; Sordariaceae
Product: RTA1-domain-containing protein
Exons: 2
Coding region: 488-1489 (333 amino acids)
Cellular component (GO): plasma membrane; fungal-type vacuole
Source: RefSeq, a predicted model, not a curated record